AUGCCGGCGAAGAAGGGCAAAGCAAAGGACGUUGUGGAGGACAAUGCCCCGCCUGGAAUUUUGAAGGCGCAUGUGGAGUACUGCGGCUCCAUCAACAAACCUGCGCGGCAGCGUAUGGGGCACCUCGCGUACGUGCACCCCAGAAGCGGCCUACUGUACGUUGUGGGUGGGUACGACGUGCAAGCGCUGCCGCAGGCAAUAAAAGCCUCGCCGCUCGAGGAGACAGCGGAAUCAAUGCCCUUUGCGGAGUGGUGGGACGCUGGCACCUGCAUGUGGGGUGGCUGCAGUGCGACAUCGUGUCAGCCAAUCCCGCAAUUAUGCAUGACGAAGAUGCCACCAAUAUGCGUAAAUGAGAUGCAGAGCGAUGUCGAUAAGGGGGGGGAAGAGGAAGAGCUGAAGAGCUUUGGGACAGUGAGUGCGGCACCCCACGAGCCUGUUGCCCCGCAAUCUUGUGUGCAACUGCCGGACGGUUUCUCGUGGCCUACACUGGCGGCAACUGUAGUGUACUGGGGGCCGGUGGGGAGAGAGGAUCGUGUAGUGUCGUCAACAGAUGGCCUAAGUGGUGGUACAUUAUUGCCAAGCGAGGCUGCGAAGGCAGUUGGUGAAACUGUGAACGAUGCUGACGGCAAUAAUGUAAAAGAGGAAAGUGCUGCUUCCGCGUUACGCGAGCACCCUGUGAUUCUAUUUGUUGGGGGGUGGAAGGGAAGCUGCCGCACUUUCCACACGGUGGGCGUUGAUAUGGAUAGGGGGACUCUCUGGCAUAUUCGUGGGGGGAUGUUUGCUUCUUCCCUGCCCUCGACUUGUUUGACCGGUAGCGCUGUACAUGACUGUGUGUAUGUCUUCGGCGGCAACACGGGCGGUGUCACGGGUGCUCCGCCCAUCAUGCGAACACUUGAUCUCUCAAGCCGCAAGUGGGGCGAGCGGACAGGGGAGCAUGCGUCCCACAGUCCUCCGCUGCCCCGCUCCUCCCACGUUGCUGGAGUGCUGCUGGACCGCUACAUUGUGAUUCAUGGUGGACGGCGACUGGCUUCGACCCCAGCCGGACCCCCAGCGAAGGGCAGGAAGUCCAUCCAAAAAAUGUCGUGUCCAAUCCAGAAAUUGGGUCUGGAAUUUUGCAGUGAUGUCGCCGUCUACGAUCUGGAGAAGAAACGAUGGGUGGCAACCGCCAUCCAUGUGGGGUCUCUGGGCCCACCGCCGAGGUACGGGCAUGCGGCCUGCGUGUUGAGUUCAACGGAGCUUCUGUUUCACGGCGGUAUUGGAGUGGAUGGGAACGUCUUAUCUGACGCUUGGAUCUUGCUUUUACUUGAAAAGAAUGAGGCCAAUGUAUCUAUUACGUGGGUGAAGUUGACGCCCUCUGAGGCGAAUGGGAUGUCGUUUCCAGGUCGCUAUCAUCAUGCCUUGGCUGCCGCCGGAAGGCGUGUUUUUAUCACUGGUGGGGUAUGCCAAGAGGAAAGUGUGGGGGAUGUAUGCAUUAUGGACAUUGAGCCGCUUGGCAAUGUGGUCCCCACCCGGACGGAGGGGCGUAGGCGCACUGUGGCGUCAACCAACGUCCGCCAAACAUCUGCGUAG
Trypanosoma rangeli is the source of this 1569-nucleotide messenger RNA. RefSeq lists its product as uncharacterized. Lineage: Eukaryota; Euglenozoa; Kinetoplastea; Trypanosomatida; Trypanosomatidae. The coding region runs from base 1 to 1569 and encodes 522 amino acids. The transcript has a single exon. The record is from RefSeq and is a predicted model, not a curated record. Gene Ontology annotation, molecular function: protein binding.